AUGAUAAUAAUAAUAGAAUUGAAUAAAUAUAAUACUUUACCUAUAAGUUUAGAAAAAAAAUAUCAUUAAAAAGAUUUAUCUGAACCUAAUAAUUUAAAGAAAAUAUUACCUUAUUACUAAGGAAAUAAAAAAAAUUAACUAAGAGAAGGUAUUGGCUGCUAAGUUUACGAAAAUGGGAAUGUUUAUGAAGGAGAAUGGAAAAAUGAUAAUAGAAAUGGAUAUGGAAUAUUGAAAGAUAAUUUUGGUAUUGAUAUUUAUAAUGGUGAUUGGAAAAAUGAUAUGUAUAAUGGGAAAGGAAGAUUAAGAAAUUUAAAUGUUCAGAUUUGUUUUAAUGAAGAAUGUGAUGAUUUUGAAAAGAUUUUUAAAUAAUGGUAGUUUUAUAGUGGUUAGUUUAUUAAUAAUUUAAUGCAUGGGCAAGGUACUUUAAUUAUUUAUGGAAAUUAUAAGUUCAUUGGGACAUUUGUUUAAGGAAAAAUUAAAGGAGAAGGAUGCUUGUUUAAAGAUAAUUUAUAAUUUGUUAAAGGGAUUUGGGAUAAUUAUGAUAUAUAAGGAAAUUAUGAGAAUUGA
Messenger RNA from Ichthyophthirius multifiliis, 567 nucleotides. RefSeq names its product viral a-type inclusion repeat protein. The transcript is spliced from 2 exons. The record is from RefSeq and is a predicted model, not a curated record. NCBI's taxonomy places the organism in Eukaryota, Ciliophora, Oligohymenophorea, Hymenostomatida.